Notothenia coriiceps (black rockcod) is the source of this 748-nucleotide messenger RNA. RefSeq names its product AIF family member 2 (gene aifm2). The record is from RefSeq and is a predicted model, not a curated record. Gene Ontology annotation, biological process: positive regulation of apoptotic process; apoptotic mitochondrial changes. NCBI's taxonomy places the organism in Eukaryota, Metazoa, Chordata, Actinopteri, Perciformes, Nototheniidae. Gene Ontology annotation, molecular function: flavin adenine dinucleotide binding; electron-transferring-flavoprotein dehydrogenase activity. The transcript has 2 exons. The coding region runs from base 180 to 407 and encodes 75 amino acids. Gene Ontology annotation, cellular component: cytoplasm; mitochondrion.
UGUGUGUGUGUGUGUGUGUGUGUGUGUGUGUGUGUGUGUGUGUGUGUGUGUCAGCCGGCUCCCUGGUGGAGGGCGGGGCUCUGAAGGUGAACCCUCACCUGCAGGUUGAAGGCUUCUCCAACGUCUUCGCUGUGGGCGACUGCACCGACAUCAAAGAGCCGAAGACAGCGUACAAUGCCAUGCUGCACGCUGACAUCGCCGUUAGCAACAUCAAGAACAUCCUGAGCGGGAAGGAGCUGACCUCGUAUCAGACAGGCAGCCUCACCAUGCUGCUGGCGAUGGGCCCUGACGACGGCGUGGGGCAGUUUAAUGGAUGGCAGCUUCCUCGAUUCCUGGUCACUCUGGGGAAGAGUCGAAAUCUGCUGGUGUGGAAGAGCUGGAGCGAUAUGAAGCAGAGCCAGCCCUGACCCACACACCCACACACACACACACACAGAGAGAGGCGCACACACACACACACACCAUGAUACAUUCCUAAUCUCACAGAAGUUUAAAUAUAUCUUUGUUUACAUUUUCCUCACUCACUUACACACAUACAAACACACACACACACAUUUCCAUGGUAUGCUAUAGUAAUCCCACACACACACACACACACACACACACACACACAGUAUAUGAUACAUUCGUGAUCAUAUCUUUAUCUAUAUUUUCUCCAAACUGUGUCUCUGAAAGCUCUUGGUGUUUAAUGUACAACUUUUACAAAGUAAUCAUUUUCCUGAAUAUGUAAUAAAACCAUCUCAAUAAA